AUGAUGCCCACAUGCAGGAAGAUCCAGACAAGAGUAGAUCAAGUCCCUGCUAUGCAGAAAAAUCGUCGAAACAACCAGAGCCUGAUCCUGCAUGAGGACAUGAGCUUGUGGCAAAAGGACCGCUGUUCCUAUAAAUAUGGAAUGUUCCUACUGGAAGAGGGUACAAAAGAGUUCUUACUGCAGCAGGACACAGGAGAGUUCCUGCCACAGGAGGAUACUGGAGAGUUCUUACUGCAGGAUGAUACAGGAGAGUUCUUACUGGAAGAAAAGAUCUAUGUUGUCUGGGAAGAAAAGAUCUAUGUUGUCUGGGAAGAAAAGAUCUAUGUUGUCAGAGAAGAAAAGAUCUAUGUUGUCAGAGAAGAAAAGAUUUAUGUUGUCAGGGAAGAAAUGAUCUAUGUUGUCCAGGAAGAAAUGAUCUAUGUUGUCCAGGAAGAAAUGAUCUAUGUUGUCAGAGAAGAAAUGAUCUAUGUUGUCAGAGAAGAAAUGAUCUAUGUUGUCCAGGAAGAAAAGAUCUAUAUUGUCAGAGAAGAAAAGAUCUAUGUUGUCAGAGAAGAAAAGAUCUAUGUUGUCAGGGAAGAAAUGAUCUAUGUUGUCUGGGAAGAAAAGAUCUAUGUUGUCUGGGAAGAAAAGAUCUUUGUUGUCUGGGAAGAAAAGAUCUAUGUUGUCAGAGAAGAAAAGAUCUUUGUUGUCUGGGAAGAAAAGAUCUAUGUUGUCAGAAAAGAAAAGAUCUAUGUUGUCCAGGAAGAAAAGAUCUAUGUUGUCAGGGAAGAAAUGUUGUCUGCGAAGAAAAGAUCUAUGUUGUCAGAGAAGAAAAGAUCUAUGUUGUCAGAGAAGAAAAGAUCUAUGUUGUCAGAGAAGAAAAGAUCUAUGUUGUCUGGGAAGAAAAGAUCGAUGUUGUCUGGGAAGAAAUGUUGUCUGGGAAGAAAAAAUCUAUGUUUUGUCAGGGAAGAAAAGAUCUAUGUUGUUUGGGAAGAAAAGAUCUAUGUUGUUAUUGAGGAAAAGAUCUUUGUUGUCAUUGAAGAAAAGAUCUAUGUUGUCAUUGAAGAAAAGAUCUAUGUUGUUUGGGAAGAAAAGAUCUAUGUUGUCAUUGAAGAAAAGAUCUUUGUUGUCUGGGAAGAAAAGAUCUAUGUUGUCCAGGAAGAAAAGAUCUAUGUUGUCAUUGAAGAAAAGAUCUAG
Messenger RNA from Ylistrum balloti, 1176 nucleotides. Its product is annotated as golgin subfamily A member 6-like protein 22. The record is from RefSeq and is a predicted model, not a curated record. Lineage: Eukaryota; Metazoa; Mollusca; Bivalvia; Pectinida; Pectinidae. The coding region runs from base 1 to 1176 and encodes 391 amino acids. The transcript is spliced from 4 exons.